Salvia splendens (bonfire salvia) is the source of this 3313-nucleotide messenger RNA. Its product is annotated as lipase 3. Gene Ontology annotation, biological process: lipid metabolic process. The record is from RefSeq and is a predicted model, not a curated record. The transcript is spliced from 9 exons. Bases 970 to 2976 code for a protein of 668 amino acids. Lineage: Eukaryota; Viridiplantae; Streptophyta; Magnoliopsida; Lamiales; Lamiaceae.
ACCGACCACAUAACAGCCAUGAGCACCACGUAACUAAAGUUGGUUACAUUUUAUUGUUUGGUUUGGUUGAAUAUUGAAGCCUUAAUCCGUCGACAACAUUCGACUGUCAAUCCCUAUUCUUCUUCCACAAUUCUCUCUAUUUUUUCCUUGAUUCGUAUCCUCCUGGAUAAUUUCCUGCACUAUUUUGGGGAUUUUCUUCCAGACAAACCAAAAAAACUAAAAAACAGAGGAGCAGAAUACCGAUUGCGAUGCAAAGGGCUGUUGACAAUGUUCUCGCUGUAACCAAAGAGUCAGUAUUCUCUCCCCUUCUUCCUCGUUUCGCGCGCAUUAUUGAUGCUUUAGUAUUUCGUAUUUUGCUUGAUUAAUUUGGGGCUGGGUUUUGGUGAUCAAUAUGGUUUUAUCAGGGAGCUGUUUCUUAUUCUUUUAGUUGCAAAUUUUGGUUCCUUUUCAUUUCUGUUGGUAGAAUUAUGUUGAUUAUCAUUGUGUGUUUCUUCAUUGAUGGAAAGCUGUGGCUUGAGACAGAGGAUUAAAUUAAUUUGAGAAUUUAUUGUAAUUAGCUGGCGGUUAGAGGGGUGUGUAUGGAGACAGGUUUGCAGCAAUUGAGUCAGAUUUACGUAUUGGAUGAGGAGCUGCUGUGAGUGCAUAUGUCGCUGAAUCAACACGUAUUAGUCUUGUUUGUUGAAUGGAUUGGAUAUUUGGGGGGAAUUAGUGGAGUAUAUUUUAUUGCAUUGAGUGGAAGGACAAAAUGAAUUUGUUUGCUCUUAAUGUGAAGUUGACUCCGGAAAUCCAAAUGGAGCGUUUUAUGUUCACCGGAGGCAGCGAAUGGUUAGACAUGAAUACGAGAAGAAUGAAAUAUGUCCAGCAAAGUAGAAUAAUGCCUUCUAUUGUUUAAACGUGAUGGAUAUUUUUGCAUGUGCUACGAUCAAUAUCCACCGAGUGCAAGCAUUGUUUAUGUUGAGCUGCUGAGGGAUGUUCUUUGUGAUAAAGUCGGUAAAGACGAUCACAUAUGAAUCUCUGCACAAUAUUGUAAGAUUUAUAAAUGGAGUGUCAGCUUUAUUAUUGUCUAUUUUGCCUGGAAAGACUUCUAUUCUUGAAGGCAUUCAUGGUUGGGAGCUUAGGCCAACUUUUCGUGGACCUCGACUUCCUCGUUGGAUGGAGAAUGGCGUAUCGUCUUUCAAUAAAUUCAUUCAUGAAGUUUCUGUUGAUUCUGACACGUCCUCAACUGUGGAUUAUUCAUCCGAUGGAGAAGAAUGUGAUAUUUAUCCUCCGUCUCCUCUGUCACAAAGUUCCCGAGUCUCACGAGAAAGUAUUUUUACGAAACAGAACAGAAGCUGGAUAUGGUGGAUAAGAUUUAUAAUUUCAUGUGUUUUGUAUCCUGUGAAAUUAUUUUUCUUCCUACCACUUUAUUUCAUUAGAUCAGAUUUUCCUACUUCUAAAGCCCCCGUGAGGUCAGGAAACUAUCCUUCAGUCCCACAAUCUCCUAGAAGAUUGCAAAAUCUCAAGGAUCAUUUUGUUCAACGGGCCACUGAUCGCAGACAUGGCGUUGUCGAGGAUCUCCACCUAGCAUUUGAGUUUUUCAUAGAAUCUGCAUUUGAUGUUGUUCACACGGCGGCCCAUUGCGUGCUUUCUCCAGUAAAUACCUUGAGAAGUGUAUGCCAGUGGUUCUUCUCCAAACUCAGUUUUCGCCCUACUGCUGUUCUGUCAGAUAAGGAUCCAACUCCUUCUGAAAGGAAAACGUCUUUCAACCUCAAUACAGAUGCCAGGACAUGUCAAGAUGUCAUAACAGAGCUUGGGUAUCCUUAUGAAGCUAUCCGUGUGGUUACAGCUGAUGGAUACGUACUUCAUCUGGAAAGGAUGCCAAGGAGAGAUUCACGAAAAGUUGCCUAUCUGCAGCAUGGAAUAUUAGAUUCAUCUAUGGGUUGGGUGGCAAAUGGUGUCGUUGGUUCUCCUGCUUUUGCAGCCUUUGAUCAAGGUUAUGAUGUUUUUCUUGGAAACUUUCGUGGAUUAGUUUCGAGAGAACACAUCAACACGAAAAUCUCAUCCCGGCAAUAUUGGAAAUACUCAAUCAAUGAGCAUGGGACUCGAGAUAUACCAGCAAUGGUGGAGAAAAUACACGAAAUUAAGAUUUCUGAACUGAAGCCUCGCAAAUCUGAUCCCAAGGAAGAAAGUAACACUGAUCAACCUUACAAACUCUGUGCAAUUUGUCACAGCCUGGGAGGAGCUGCCAUUUUGAUGUACGUUAUAACUCGUAGGAUAGAGGAAACACCCCACAGACUGUCCAGAAUGAUCCUACUCUCACCGGCUGGCUUCCACCAUGAUUCUACCGUUGUAUUCACUGUAUCAGAGUACUUAUUUUCUCUGAUUUCUCCUCUCUUAGCACCUUUCCUUCCAGCCUUCUAUAUUCCCACUAGGUUUUUCCGUAUGCUGCUAAAUAAGUUGGCUCGCGACUUCCACAACUUACCCGCGGUUGGGGGACUGGUACAGACCCUCAUGAGUUAUGUCGUCGGUGGCGACAGCUCAAACUGGGUCGGGGUCUUAGGUCUACCUCACUACAACAUGAACGACAUGCCAGGCGUUGCGUUCAGGGUGGCGAUGCAUCUAGCGCAGAUGAAGCGCACGAAGAAGUUUGCAAUGUUCGACUAUGGCAGUCGGGCCGCGAAUACAGAGGUGUAUGGCACCCCGGGGCCGUUAAACCUGGGGGAGUUUUACAGCUUGAUCGACAUCCCCGUCGACCUCGUGGCCGGGAGGAAGGACAGGGUGAUCAAGCCAUCCAUGGUGAGGAACCACUACACGGUGAUGAAGGACGCAGGAGUGGAGGUGUCCUUCAGCGAGUUCGAGUACGCGCACUUGGACUUCACGUUCUCUCACCGCGAGGAGCUCUUAUCCUACGUGAUGUCGCGCCUGCUGCUGGUGGGCGGGCCCUCGAAGCAGAUGAACAGGACUAAGUCCAUCAAGGUGAAGAGGAAAGAUCUGUAGGUGAAAGCAGCCAAAGUGAACACGUGAGAGCUGGUUGUUUAUCUCCUCAUUGUAGGAGAUGUUCAGCCUAUGUACAUACAUAGAAAGAGAUAGAGUUGGGAGUGCUUGGUGUUGUUAGUGAAGAUUUAAGCCAUCUUAGGUCUCGAUUUCCUCCUCUCCUUUUUUUUUCCUGGGAAUAGAAAACUAGAGACGUCAGUGUGGUUUGGAGCUAAUAGCAAGCGCCUCUAGUUUGUGUUGUAUUAUGUCAAAAGUGUUGUAUGUAACUUUAGACCUCACAAUAUUCUUGAGAUGAUGUAUGUUGUACUAUUAUAAUAAAAAUUCAAACUAUUUUUUUGUA